Messenger RNA from Talaromyces marneffei, 1143 nucleotides. RefSeq lists its product as uncharacterized. NCBI's taxonomy places the organism in Eukaryota, Fungi, Ascomycota, Eurotiomycetes, Eurotiales, Trichocomaceae. The record is from RefSeq and is a predicted model, not a curated record. Gene Ontology annotation, cellular component: nucleus. The coding region runs from base 1 to 1143 and encodes 380 amino acids. The transcript has a single exon.
AUGACAUCCAAAGACACGUCUCUCUACGGCAUUCAACGCCCCAAGCAUGGAUCAAGCCAAAAAGACAUCACCUCCUCCUCCACACUAGCUUUUACAUCACAACUCUCAUCCCUGAUAUCCAAAGAUGUCGCCUCCACUAGAUCCUCAUCCACGUCGAACCCUACCAAAGAUAGCGACUAUAAAUUCGCACGAGGCCGCGCCCGACCAUCAAAAAGCUCCAAACCAGAUUUGUUUGCUGUCCACAACAAAGGAACCCUCAAACGCGCCGCGAAAGACGAAGCAGCCGGCGAAGAAUACGAUGCGUUCAGUACCAGAACAUCGAAACAAAUACAUCAAAACAGUGAUACUAUCGGCACGGUCGAUGCAUUUACCCUACAACGGUCGAAGCGACGCAUGGAAGAGAAAGCGGAUUUGUAUAAGAAUUUACGGAAGGGACAUCACCUCGCGGAUGGGAGUAGUUCUGACGAGGCGGAAGGCGGUGAUGGGGAUGCAUAUAUGUCGAGAUUGAGACGGAAAGAAAGAAACGCGCUUGUUGAUUUUGAUCGGAAAUGGGCAGAGGAUGAAGAAAAGCAAGCUCUAGACAAAGAUGAAGAUGACGAUGAUGAUAAUGAUGAUGGGAUCGGACCGAUGGUUGAUUAUGAGGAUGAAUUUGGGCGUACACGGCGCGGCACAAGAGCUGAAGCCGCGCAGGCAGCGCGACUCAGACGGCAGGCCCAAGGCUCUACAGCUGUUAGUGAAGAAGAUCGCUCUAGACCAUCGCGGCCCACGAACCUGAUUUAUGGCGAGACUGUGCAAACGUACGCAUUCAAUCCGGAUGCUGCCAUAGCGUCACAAAUGGCGUAUCUGGCCUCUAAACGAGAUCGAUCUGCUACGCCGCCUGAGAGUCUUCACUACGACGCAGAGGCUGAAGUACGGACGCGCGGAACGGGGUUCUAUAAGUUCUCAAAAGAUGGCAAGGAGCGUGAGCAGGAAAUGCAUGAUUUGCUUAAUGUUCGGGUAGAGACGGAAAGGGAAAGAGAAGAACGCGGACGUCGGAAGGUUGAGCGGGAUCGUGUAAAGGAUGAGAGAAGAGCGAAGAUUAGGGAGCUGAGAGGGAAACGGCAGGCGGAUAAGUUUUUGGAUGGGUUGGGGGUUCCUGUUUAG